Messenger RNA from Seriola aureovittata, 2059 nucleotides. It is a transcript of the gene prlh2r, whose product is annotated as prolactin releasing hormone 2 receptor. The record is from RefSeq and is a predicted model, not a curated record. NCBI's taxonomy places the organism in Eukaryota, Metazoa, Chordata, Actinopteri, Carangiformes, Carangidae. Gene Ontology annotation, cellular component: neuron projection; plasma membrane. Gene Ontology annotation, molecular function: neuropeptide Y receptor activity; neuropeptide binding. Gene Ontology annotation, biological process: G protein-coupled receptor signaling pathway. The transcript is spliced from 2 exons. The coding region runs from base 370 to 1614 and encodes 414 amino acids.
AAGAGGUAAGAAGUGUCGAGUGAAGAGGAGAAGAGGAGAAGAUGUUGUAAAGGUGAGCCAGAUGAAAGUAAAUGGAUGUAUUAUUGUUGAGGCAGACUUGCAGCACAAGCCCUGCUCCAGCUUUUUAAUGACAUUGAUUGACUGAGAGUUUUGAAGACAGUUACUAAUUAGUCUGUCCAAAUGGGAGUCAUCUCUUCAGUCUCUAUAUCUUAUCAUCAUGUCAAAACCACUUUGGGCUCAAUCAAAAAUGUUCAAUAAAUAUGUGUUGGCAAUUAGGAUGGUAAAUCAGGUAUGUUGCAUGCAAAACAUGCAGCAGGUUAUUUGAUGUGAUCUCAUAAUAAAUUGUUUUUCAUUCUGGCUUCCGCAGCUAUGGACUGGGAGAAGUCACUGAACCCAUCCAGGGUGAACUCUUCUACUCCAGCUCUUCCUUCUUCAUCCCCAGCCAUGUCUGACUCUUCAUCCUCCUUUUCCUCCUCUUGCUGCAACUCUUCUCGCCCCUUCUUCUUGACCUCCCCGUUCUCAGCUUCUUCCUUUUCUGGCCUGGACCUCCUAUUUAACCUCAAGCUCCUCUUCAUCCCUCUCUACUCUGCUGUGGUCCUGAUCGCCUGCUCUGGGAACGUCCUACUGCUCUUUCUCAUCUGGCACAACAAGAAAAGACACAACACCACAAACUUCCUCAUUAGCAACCUGGCGCUUGUCGACCUGGUCAUGUCCAUCUUCUGUGUCCCUUUGACGGCAUCCUACGCUUUUGACAAGCGUGGUUGGGUAUUUGGACCCCUCAUGUGUCAUUUUGUCACUGUAAUGCAGUCUGCAGCUGUCUACGCAGCGGUCCUGUCCCUCAUGGCCAUUGCAGUCGAUCGUUACGUUGUUGUGGCUUAUCCCAUUCGCAAGAGAGCUGGUUGCCAGUUUUGCUGGGCUCUGGUGGUCCUAAUCUGGCUGUCUUCUCUGGCUUUAUCCGCACCUACAGCGCUGCACACUGUCUACCUGGACCUGCGGGCUGCAGGCCUGCAGAUGGCCGUGUGUGAGGAGUUCUGGAAUGGCCAGGAGCGAGGUCGCCUCAUCUACUCCUGUUUCAUUCUCUUCUUCUCCUACUUUGUCCCUCUGGCUGCUGUCUCCAUUUCCUACUGUGCUAUAUCCUAUCAGUUGAAGCAGAGGACCACAUCUGGUUUGACCGCAUGUCCAGAGCUGAGAUCUGCGAGGGCCACCUGGAGCAGACGGAGGAGAAAGACUUUCUGCCUGCUGCUGGUGUCCGUCCUCUGUUUUGCCUUUUCAUGGCUCCCCUUACAGGUGGUGAAUCUGAUCCGUGACCUUGACACAGACUUCUCCAUCUUGGGGAAGAAUUACAUUAAUGUCAUCCAGGUGUCGAGUCACCUGUUUGCCAUGAGCUCUGCUUGCUACAACCCUUUUAUUUACGCCUCAUUACAUGACAAGUUCCUGUCCUACCUGUGUCGCCACAUCCUGUCCCGGAGAAGAGGAAAAGGAAAGGACCAGGGUCGAGUGUCAAGCAUCCUGACAAUGUCUCAUAGAAUGCCACGUCUUCACAACUCCACCAUUGUGGCAGAUUUUCCAGGUGCUGCUGCAAAUAACAUGGUUCUUCAAGACAAUUACGCUUAAGUUGUUGUUACAGAUGAACAGACACAAGAAUUUUACCCAACGGUGAAUGUUAAUCUCUGCAUCAGAAAUCAUCUUCAGAUUUAAUAUGAAUCUUGUCAGCCUUCAUACUGAUAAAUGCAGUGAAAAGAGAAUCCAUUUAAAGUACAGUGAAAUUCAAACAGCUCACACAGUGGAGUUGGCUUUCAUGAAACAAAAAUUACACACUGUCUCGAUCAUUGAAUUUAUACAGAUGUAAAAACAUCAGCCUGUUUUGAUUUAAAGGAUUUAUUUGUGUAAUGACUUUUUUACUUUUCAUGUAUGGAUGUUUAUGUACUGAAAGUCCAUGUAGCACUGAAAAAUAUGAUAACGUGAGUUUAAAAAUAUACUUCAGACAGUGAUUUUGCUCUUAUCCUUGCAGAUAAAACACAAUGAAAUUUAGUUUUUCCAUCCGAUUCUUGUACGUAUU